Solanum tuberosum (potato) is the source of this 2306-nucleotide messenger RNA. Its product is annotated as probable serine/threonine-protein kinase kinX. Bases 188 to 2137 code for a protein of 649 amino acids. The record is from RefSeq and is a predicted model, not a curated record. Gene Ontology annotation, cellular component: thylakoid; chloroplast thylakoid membrane. The transcript is spliced from 5 exons. NCBI's taxonomy places the organism in Eukaryota, Viridiplantae, Streptophyta, Magnoliopsida, Solanales, Solanaceae.
UUCUAUUUCACUCAUUUUUCUCCACCUGCUUCACAUUCCAAGAUUUUGUUGAGCCCAGUAACACCACCACCACACUUAAAAGCUAAAACCCUAGCGUUUUCUCCUCCUCUUCUUCUUCUUCUAUAUAAACCUCCAUUACCCCUCUGUUUUUUUUCAGGGUUAAACAGCAUUUAUAGCUGAAAAAACAAUGGAGCUUUGUGUACCUCAAACCUUCUCGAAUCUUCCAAAUUAUAGGCUUAGUAAUCGAGCUCAACUCCAAUGGAGACCCUCUCUUCUACUAAAAAAAAACCCAAAAUCUCGAUUCAAUUCAGGAUUACUUUACCGUAAAGGCUCAGCUGUUAGAACAAAAGCAGAGACAGAGGCUUAUGAGUUAUAUGUACCUCCUACGGUUGAGGAGAAAGAUGAUGGAGCUGUUAGUACGGUUGAGGAGAAAGAUGAUGGAGCUGUUAGUAUGGUUGAAGAGAAAGAUGAUGGAGCUGUUAGAUCAAAAUCAGAGGAAGAGGCUAAUGAGUUAUAUGUACCACCUACGGUUGAAGUGAAAGAUGAUGGAGCUGUUAGAUCAAAAUCCGAGGAAGAGGCUUAUGAGUUAUAUGUACCUCCUACGGUUGAAGAGAAAGACGAUGGAGCUGUUAAGAAUGGAGCACCAGUAGAAGAUUCUAGGACUGCCGCAGACACGGAUGCUUAUGCAUCUUUGAUAUACGAACCUCCCAAAGUCGAAGAGAAAGACGAUGAAGCUGUUCAGAAUGGAGCACCAAUUGAAGACUCUAGUAAAGACAAAGAGACGGAUGCUUAUGCGUCUUUGAUAGACGAACCUCCUAAAGUUGAAGAGAAAGAUGAUGGAGCUGUUCAGAAUGAAGCACCAAUUGAAGAUUCUAGCAAAGACAAAGAGACAGAUCCUUAUGCAUCUUUGAUAUAUGAACCUCCUAAAGUUGAAGAAAAAGAUGAUGGAACUGUUCAGAAUGGAGCACCAAUAGAAGAUUCUGGGAAAGACAAAGAAACAGAUUCUUAUGCAUCUUUGACAUAUGAACCUCCUACAGUUGAAGAGAAAGAUGAUGCAGCUGUUCAGGAUGAAGCACCAAUAGAAGAUUCUAGGAAUGAUAAAGAGACGGAUGCUUAUGCAGCUUUGAAAUAUGAACCUCCUAAAGUUGAGGAGAAAGAUGAUGGAGUUGUUCAGGAUGAAGCACCAAUAGAAGAUUCUAGGAAUGAUAAAGAGACGGAUGCUUAUGCAGCUUUGAAAUAUGAACCUCCUAAAGUUGAGGAGAAAGAUGAUGGAGUUGUUCAGGAUGAAGCACCAAUAGAAGAUUCUAGGAAUGAUAAAGAGACGGAUGCUUAUGCAGCUUUGAAAUAUGAACCUCCUAAAGUUGAGGAGAAAGAUGAUGGAGUUGUUCAGGAUGAAGCACCAAUAGAAGAUACUAGAGAAGACAAAGAAACAGAUUCUUAUGCAUCUUUGACAUAUGAACCUCCUACAGUUGAAGAGAAAGAUGAUGCAGCUGUUCAGGAUGAAGCACCAAUAGAAGAUUCUAGGAAUGAUAAAGAGACGGAUGCUUAUGCAGCUUUGAAAUAUGAACCUCCUAAAGUUGAGGAGAAAGAUGAUGGAGUUGUUCAGGAUGAAGCACCAAUAGAAGAUACUAGAGAAGACAAAGAAACAGAUUCUUAUGCAUCUUUGACAUAUGAACCUCCUACACUUGAAGAGAAAGACGAUGCAGCUGUUCAGAAUGAAGCACCAAUUGAUGAUUCUAGUAAAGACAAAGAGACAGAUGCUUAUGUGUCCUUGAUAUAUGAACCUCCCAAAGAAGAUUCUGCUGUUCAAGCUGAAGCACCAAUAGAAGAUUCUGCUUUGGAGUUUGAAUCGCAAUUGUCCAAGUUCUUUGACACGCUAAAUAUUAAGUAUGAUCCUAAAGAUUCCUCUUCAAUUAUCCUAUUUGGUGGUGCUGUUCUCACUGCUCUUUGGUUGACAACUUCAAUUGUUGGAGCCAUCGACUCUGUUCCUUUGUUUCCUAAAUUAAUGGAAUUGGUGGGUCUUGGCUACGCUCUCUGGUUCACCUCCCGUUAUCUACUAUUCAAGAAGAAUAGAGAUGAGUUUGCUGCUAAAAUUGAAGAUCUUAAGCAGAAGACGUUAGGUUCUCGAGAUGAUUAAUUUUUACUUGGAGAGAACUUGUGUUCCUUUUUAGUUUUGUGCAAAGAGGAGCUGUAUUUUAUAGUAGAAGAGAUCUAUUCAUGCCAAUGUGAAUAAUAUAAAUUUGUGUAUAUGCACAUUUGUUUUCUUGAAUUCACGAUCUAUAAAUCACAUGAAAAUAACUUUAUCA